Molecule: messenger RNA, 160 nt
Organism: Symbiodinium sp. CCMP2456
Lineage: Eukaryota; Dinophyceae; Suessiales; Symbiodiniaceae
Source: the annotation of a GenBank genome assembly
GCAGUUCAUGGACGCGGUCCAGCGGUGUGGGUACCACACGACGCGUAACACGUUUGAGGACCUUCUGAAUGAGAUGGAUGAGGAGAAAAAGUCCGACAUCUUGACCCAGAGCGAGUUCAUCGAAUUUUUUCGUAAGCUGGAGGAGAGCCUGAAGCAGGAG